This is a messenger RNA of Pogonomyrmex barbatus (red harvester ant), 1444 nucleotides long. RefSeq names its product mevalonate kinase-like. Lineage: Eukaryota; Metazoa; Arthropoda; Insecta; Hymenoptera; Formicidae. Gene Ontology annotation, biological process: cholesterol biosynthetic process; isoprenoid biosynthetic process; isopentenyl diphosphate biosynthetic process, mevalonate pathway. Gene Ontology annotation, cellular component: cytoplasm; cytosol. The record is from RefSeq and is a predicted model, not a curated record. Gene Ontology annotation, molecular function: ATP binding; mevalonate kinase activity.
UUUGUGCACUCAGUAUUUUAUUUAUAGCGUUGUGACACGAAAGUGAUAAAUAUAAGCUGAUUUUUUCGCUCCAAUAAAUUCCUCGAGAAGUAAUAUCCUCGAGGUAUAAUAUCUGAUUUUCUAUCGACUUAUCGUUCGAUAUUACAACAUUUUUCCAAAUAGAAAAAGUUUUUCUUUGUGAAAGAUAUGUACAAAUUUAAUAUAUCUGCUCCGGGAACAACAGUUUUACAUGGCGACCACAUGUUGAAACUAAAUAGUUUUUGUAUAGCGGCUGCUUUAGAUAUACGUACCAAGCUUCAAUUCUCUUCGUUGCCUCCAAGAAUAGUGCCGAGAGAACAUAUCAAAAUAGAAUUUUCUAGUAUAAAUUUAUAUUUAUGUAUACCGUUAGACGCACUUUACGAACAUUUUUAUGAUCAAAAUGUUAUUCGUUUAUUUAAAUCUGAGGAAAGAUUGAUUGCCAUAAAAGAGUUUCUCGAUGUAUCAAAUAAUUUCACCGGCAUAUACAAUUCCAUAGAUGAAAAACAGACGUCAUCUUUGCAAGCGUUUUUAUAUUUGCUCCUUUUUAUUGCCUACGAAGAAAAUAUCCAAAUAACUGCAACUAUUAUUGUGAAACUAUGGUCGGAUCUACCGAUUGGAAAGGGCUUAGGCAGCUCAGCAUCCUUCGCGGUGUGUCUCGCGGCAUGUUUCCUACGUUGGUCGCUUUUGCAGAAAGGGAUUGUUCGUUAUGAAUUUGAAAACGGAGACUACAAAAAAAUUGAAUAUUACGCUUUGAACUGCGAGAAGACAAUAUACAACUCCCAGACCUUAAUCAAUGUCUUCACAUCCGUAUACGGCGCAAUAACUACGUUCGAUGAUGAGGGCACCUGCGAAACUAUGGAAGAAAUGCUGCCCAUGAAGAUUCUGAUUGUCGAUGCGAACAUUAAUCAGAAAAUGGGAAGUAGCUCAUUUAUCUUAGCAAAAAAUAUGGAAUAUGUAAAACCAUGUGUAGAUUUCAUCAUGAACAGUUUAGAAGCUGUAAUGAUCACAUCUGCUCAAGCGAUUGAUGAGAUUUACCUUAAGUCGAUAAAUAUACGUAAAGAUGAUAGCAAUUGGCCAGUCCUUGUCCCAUUGGAUAGCUACAAAAGGGUAUCGACUUUCAUCAAUAUGAGUCAAGGAUUAUUAAGGGCAUUGGGUAUAUCUAGUCCAAACAUAGAAAUUAUUUGUGCAAUUGCACGAAAAUAUUCAUUUGCGAGCAAGAUAACAAGUGAUAGUGGAACCGUGUUUAUUUUUCUAUUACCGAAGACCAACCAUCAGCUCAUCGCUAAAUUGAAAAAUGAACUUAAAUUUCACAAUUUUCCUGUCAUAGAAACUACUAUGGUUUGUACCGGAGUAAGAGUUGAAUAGCACGUUAGUUAACACUAAUUAGUAACUACUAAAUAUAAAACAAUUUUUGAAAUGUUACUAA